UCCAUCUCUCUCUCUCUCUCUCUCACACACACACACACACUGAGCUGUGAAGCAGGAGCUCAGCAGUGACAUGACCGUCACUCCUCUGUAGUGCGAGAACACAGGAGAGAACCCGAGACUCGAGCAGAACCGGCCGUUAGAUUCUGACUCCGUUCUGUGUGUGGACGCUGCAGAGAACUGGCGAUGGCUUCAUGAUGGACGAAUACAUCUGAGCACCUGGAGUUCACCUCACCGUUCUCCACCAGGAAAUGUGCUUCAGACGAAGAACCAGGUGAGGCUGAAGAACCGUGAAGCAUGGAGCUGAUGGAGCUUUCUACAGCAUUCGUGCUCUUCAGCGUGUUAAUGACGGCGAAGGCACUGAUCGACUCUGACGAUGUCAUUACUCGGGAUGAGCAGAUCUUCCUCCUGAUUCGUGCACGGGCAAGGUGUGAGAGAAGCAUCCGAGCCCAGUUGAGCACGGUACGAGUUGGUGACUGUGUGCCGGAAUGGGACGGCAUCAUCUGCUGGCCGAGAGGGAAGCCCAAUCAGCUGGUAGCUGUGCCCUGCCCUGAGUAUGUUUACGAUUUCGACCACAGAGGUCGUGCGUACCGUAACUGCGACACGUCGGGGAACUGGGAGCAGGUUCCCACCAUCAACCGUACCUGGGCUGAUUACACUGAGUGCACGACGAAGCUGCAGUCCAACCAUGGCAGGCAGGAGGAGGAGGUGUUCAGACGGCUUCAUGUGAUGUACACUACAGGUUACUCCAUCUCUCUGACCUCGUUACUGGUGGCCGUCUUCAUCCUCUGCUACUUCAAACGUUUACACUGCACUCGUAACUACAUCCACACCCACCUGUUCACCUCCUUCAUAUGCCGAGCAGUCAGCAUCUUCGUGAAGGACGCUGUGCUCUACACAAAGGAAGACACUGAAGCAGAGUACGGAGAAGUGGGAACCCAAGCUCAGAUGGCGGGCUGUAAAGUGGCCGUGACCUUUUUCCACUAUUUCCUGGCGACCAAUCACUACUGGAUCCUGGUGGAGGGCCUGUACCUGCACAGUCUGAUCUUCAUGGCUUUCCUGUCUGAUAAAAAUUACCUGUGGGCUCUAACCAUCAUAGGCUGGGGCGUUCCCGCUGUUUUUGUCUCAAUUUGGGUCAGUGUUCGAGCCUCGCUGGCUGAUACACAAUGUUGGGAUAUCAGUGCAGGGAAUGUGAAAUGGAUUUUUCAAGUUCCAAUCCUUGCAGCCGUCGCUGUCAACUUCUUUCUUUUCCUCAACAUCAUUAGGGUUUUGGCGUCAAAGCUGUGGGAGACUAACACGGGGAAACUGGACCCGAGGCAGCAGUACAGGAAGCUGCUGAAGUCGACGCUGGUGCUGAUGCCACUCUUCGGGGUACACUACGUGGUGUUCAUGGGUCUUCCUUACACAGAGGUCACUGGGCUGCUUUGGCAGAUCCAGAUGCACUACGAGAUAUUCUUCAAUUCGUUACAGGGCUUUUUUGUGGCCUUCAUCUACUGUUUCUGCAAUGGAGAGGUGCAGGCGGAGGUGAAAAAGGCGUGGCUGAGGCGGAGCCUUGCUCUGGAUAUCAAGCAAAAAGCACGCGUAGUCAGCAGCAGUGGGGGCGGGAGCUGUUACUACGGCGGCAUGACAUCACACACCACCACUCAGAGCAUCUGUCUUGGUGCUCAGGGACCAAUCCUGGCUCGGGGUGUGGCCUUAGGAGUCAGAGGCCAAUCGCAUGUUGCUAACCUGCCAGGGUACACACCCAAUGAGACUGCAGAGACCACAUUACCCACAGUUCAGCAGUCAGAACUGAGAAGGGCCGAGAGCAUGGGGACACUGUAUGAUCAGAAUGGGCAAAUAAAUGUAGGACCUCGUGAGGAGGAGGAGGUAUUAGAGAAAGAGCCAUCACUAUACUUUAUAGCUGAAGAUCAUUCCGGCUCGGUGUCACUGAAAGAUCUGGAAACGAUUCUAUGAAAAACUUUGAGUUGUUAAACUUCAGCUGGCUAGUAGGUUUUGUUUUCUCUAGCAAUUGUAAUGGUAAAUGUUUGAAACUGAUGUAUAUCAUAUUUUUAUUAUUUCCUUAGUCAAAACUACUGAAGUGACCAGCAUUUGUAUUUAGUUAUGGAUAUUUAUUUGAUGAUUAGUCAUAAUCUACUGCAUUGAUAUAAGAAAUUAGCAUAGGGUUUGUUUUGAUUUAGCAACUCAAAAGCUAGCUACUAGCUAGGGUAGAUGUAUGAAAACAUUCUUAAGUGGGUGUAAAUACUGUGCCUUGAAUUUCAUCCCCCCAUCCCCCAACCCCACCCAGCGUGAACAUUUCUUUAUUUUGUAGUGUUACAAACUGAAAUGGACUUAAUCGGGAUAUUACCAUUUGAUUUACACAAUAUGUCUAAUUUAGAUCCUGCAUAUCUAGAUCUUGCAUCUAGAUCUUUAUAUUUUUGCCUAUUCUUCUUGACAAAAUUGCUCAAGCUCUGUCAGCUUGGAUGCAGACCACUGAUGAACAACAGUGUUCAAAGUCUUGCCUCAGAUUCUCAAUAGGUUUGAGUACUGGGACAUUCUAACACAUUCAGGUUCUUAGUUUUGAACCACUCCAGUGUAGCUUUGGCAGUAUGCCUGGGGUAAUUGUCCUGUUGGAAAGUGAAAUGCUGCCCCAGUCUCAAGUCUCUUGCAGACUGAAUUAAGUUUUCUUCUAGGGUUGCCUUGCAUUUUGCUCCAUCCCCCAACCAGCUUCUCAGUCCGUGCCGAUGAAAAGCAUCCGCACAAACUGAUGCUACCACCAUCAUGCUUCACAGUGGGGAAGGUUUUCUUAGUGUAAUGGGAGGGAGCAGAAGGGUUGGAUAGCACUUCGUUCCAAAAAGUAUUAUUUUGGUCUCAUCAGGCAAAAGAGGCAGUCAUGGCCUAACGGAUAGAGAGUCGGACUUGCAACCCGAAGGUGAACCUGAAGGUUGUGGGUUCGAGUCUUGGGUCCAGCAGGGAUUGUAGGUGGGGGGAGUGAAUGACCAGCGCUCUCUUCCACCCUCAAUACCACGACUGAAGUGAGACCCUUGAGCAAGGCACUGAACCCCCAAACUGCUCCCCGGGUGCUGCAUCAAAAAAGGCUGCCCACUGCUCCGUGUGUGUGUGUGUGUGUGUGUUCACUACUGUGUUUGUGCACUUGGAUGGGUUAAAUGCAGAGCACAAAUUCCAAGUAUGGGUCACCCUACUUGGCCACAAGUCACUUCACUUUACAGUUUUUAUUAUUAGGUGUAAUGGCUCAGUGGGAUUUUCAAAGUUUGGGAUCUUUUUUUAUAACCAAACCCUAAGUGAUUCUUUUCCAGAACUUUGUCCCACACUUGUCCCAAGACACUCCUUGGUCUUCAUGAUGUUGUUUAAUUGGGUAUGUUCUUCCAGGAACAUGUGUAUUUACAGUAUAUUGAGAUCACAUGACACUUCAUUUGCACACAGGUCGACCCCAUUCAACUAAUUAUUUAACUUCUGAUGGCAGCUGGUGCAUUUUUUUAUUUGCAACUAAUUUUGAAACCAUAUUGAUUUUUGAUUCUCACUUCAAUAUUAUGGGAUUUUAUGUGCAGUUUUAUAACUUAUAAUCCCAGUUAAGUCCAUUCAGUUCCAGGUUGUAACACAACAAAAUGUGGAAAAGUUCAAGGGGGUGAAUACUUGUGUAAGGCACUGUACAUAUUUCAUUUAUAGUAUAACAAGCAGUCAAACAAAUACAAUUACAAAUCAUUAGAAUCAUCUUGCAAAACAGAAAUAUGUAGGUGGUUUUAUAUGCUAUUUAGCAAGCUAGCUAGUUUUUUUAUAUGACUAAACAAUGCUAGAUCAUGAGCACAAAACAUUUUUCAUUCAUACUGAAAAAAAAUUAUGUAUUUGAAAAAAAAAUCAUGAAAAAAAAAAUCAUGUACUGAAACAUCUGCAUGAAGUCAUCAUUCGUAAAUGUACCACGCAGUAUAAUCCAGGUAGGAUUAGCAUGUUGCUGGUUAGCUUUAACUAUUUUUUUAACUAAAGCAAACUAUUUUAACUAAAGCAACACACAUUGAAGAUAUAAUAUAAAAUGGUUUUAUUGUUUAUAGUGUUUCAGUUUAGAUUUUUAUCGAAAAUUGCGCUGUUGCCAUGAAACAGAUGUGUUUGUAUUAGAUGCAAUGAUUGUAUCUAGCUUCUUUUACACCAAACCAUUUUAGCAGACUGUCUUUAGCUGCACCUACAUUGUCAUGUGUAGCUAUCUCACUACUUUACUUUUACUGGAACCUGUUGUACAGAGGAGUGCAAAAGUUUGUGCACCCUUAGAUAUACAUGAUGUUAAAAUUGGUUUUCUGUAUGCAAUAUAUCUAUUUUUAUAAAUAUUAAUAUUAUUAUAUAAUUUGUAAAAUUCACCC
Messenger RNA from Pangasianodon hypophthalmus (striped catfish), 4346 nucleotides. It is a transcript of the gene pth3r, whose product is annotated as parathyroid hormone 3 receptor. The coding region runs from base 295 to 1953 and encodes 552 amino acids. Gene Ontology annotation, molecular function: G protein-coupled peptide receptor activity; peptide hormone binding; parathyroid hormone receptor activity. NCBI's taxonomy places the organism in Eukaryota, Metazoa, Chordata, Actinopteri, Siluriformes, Pangasiidae. Gene Ontology annotation, biological process: adenylate cyclase-modulating G protein-coupled receptor signaling pathway; cell surface receptor signaling pathway. The record is from RefSeq and is a predicted model, not a curated record. Gene Ontology annotation, cellular component: plasma membrane. The transcript has 13 exons.